GUUUCAGUAGUCCAAGAUGGCGGAGGUGAGCGGGCUGAGGAGCAGAAAUCACUUCGAGCCCAACUGCAAAACGCGGGUCGCUGACGAAGACUUAAGUGGGAUGGAAGAUGUCCCCAUUUUUCGGCAUAAGCAGAGGCCUCCUUUAGCCAGGCCUGAAGUGCUGGAGGAUGAUUUGCUUCCCAGGACCACAGCCUCAAACUCACGCAAAUACGCCAGCCACACCCCCUCACCAGACGAGGAGAUUCUGGAAGAAGAGGCUGCGGCAGAGGAAGAAAAGGCCAGACCCAUCCAGAUCGUCCUGGCCAACGAGGAUGAGCACAGCUUCGAGCUGGACGCUGCAGCGCUGGAGAAGAUCCUGCUGCAGGAUCACGUGAAGGACCUGAAUGUGGUGGUCGUGUCUGUGGCCGGGGCUUUCCGCAAGGGCAAGUCCUUCCUGCUGGACUUCAUGCUACGCUACAUGCACUGUCAGAGUGAGUCGUGGAUGGGAGGCGAUGACGAGCCCCUGACAGGGUUCACCUGGAGAGGAGGCUGCGAGAGGGAGACCACAGGAAUUCAGAUCUGGAGUGAAGUCUUUGUGGUCGACAAGCCUGAUGGCAGCAAGGUUGCUGUGCUCCUCGUUGACACUCAGGGAGCAUUUGACAGCCAGUCCACCAUAAAGGACUGUGCCACUGUGUUCGCCCUCAGCACGAUGACCAGCUCUGUACAGGUGUACAAUCUCUCCCAGAACAUACAGGAGGACGACCUGCAGCAUCUGCAGCUCUUCACAGAAUAUGGCCGGCUGGCAAUGGAGGAGAUCUACCUGAAGCCUUUCCAGUCCCUGAUGUUCCUGAUUCGAGACUGGAGUUAUCCUUAUGAACACAACUAUGGACUGGAAGGAGGCAACAACUUCCUGGAGAAAAGACUACAGGUUAAACAGAACCAACAUGAAGAGUUGCAGAACGUGAGGAAGCACAUCCACUCCUGCUUCUCCAGCAUCGGCUGCUUCCUGCUGCCACAUCCUGGCCUCAAGGUGGCCACCAACCCGUACUUUGACGGCAGGCUGAGGGACAUCGAUGGGGAUUUUAAGAGAGAGCUGGCCAAGCUGGUGCCCCUCCUCCUGGCCCCAGAACGACUGGUAGAGAAGGAGAUCGGAGGCAACAAAGUCACCUGCAGAGAUCUGCUAGAGUACUUCAAGGCUUACAUAAAGAUCUACCAAGGUGAGGAGCUGCCUCACCCAAAGUCCAUGCUGCAGGCGACUGCAGAAGCCAACAACCUGACUGCUGUGGCAGGAGCCAAAGACAUGUACAGCAAGAACAUGGAGCUGGUCUGCGGUGGGGACAAGCCGUACAUCGCCCCGGCUGACCUGGAGCGCUGCCACGAGGAGUUCCGCGAGCACUCUGUGCGAUUCUUCCGCUCCGUGAAGAAAAUGGGCGGCGAGGAGUUCUGCCAGCGCUACCAGAACCAGCUGGAGUCGGAGCUGGACGAGGCCUACGGCAACUUCUCCAAGCACAACGACGGCAAAAACAUCUUCUACGCGGCACGCACACCCGCCACGCUUUUUGCGGUCAUGUUUGUCACCUACGUGGUGUCUGGGGUGACGGGCUUCAUCGGUCUCAGCACCUUAGCAGUGCUGGCUAACCUGGUCAUGGGUGUAGCACUGCUGUCGCUGUGCGCCUGGGCGUAUGUGAAGUAUUCUGGAGAGUUUCGGGAGGUGGGAACGAUGAUAGAUCUGGUGGCCGAGACACUCUGGGAACAGGUUUUGAAGCCAUUAAGUGAACAGUAUAUGGAAGACAACGUCAGACAGACGGUGGUUAACUCUAUCAAAGCCAGCUUGACAGAACAGGGCUCGCAGCACACCAAGUUAAAGACUCACUGACGCUCUUCCUCCUCCUCCUCCUCCCAUCAUGUUCAUCACCCUCCCGCCCACUCGCUCAACGUGUUCAAUCCUAGAACUGUGGAACUAGUUCAACACCAAAGCUAAACCUCCCCCCGCCCCCUCCCAUACGGCCAUCGUCACAUCGCUGCCCUGUCUUUAUUUGCUGUUAUGGACCUGUAGGCUCGCUGUCUGCCCUGCUCUUCAUCGCCCCCCAGUGCCUCAGAGCAGAAACUGCACGUUCAUGAGAGGACUGAGCAGAGAAGCCGGCGGCGGCGCCUCUCGCCAAAACAGGACAUGAAGGACUUCUCCAGUGUGCCAUGCUGUGAUAGAUGAAUCUUGUGUUGUAAUGCGUACUGUAGGCUGACACACACUCUCUCACACACACACACACACACACACACACAUAAACUGACAUGCUGGUAGCGGACUGCACUCGCUUCAGGAUUGAGCUGUAAUUCAGGGAAAACUGACACCGCUGUGGGCAGCUGUUAUCAACAAUGGAUGCAAACUAAAACCCUUCUCUGUGCAUUUAAUGGUUUUGUGUUACAGGCCGGACAGUUAAGAGCUCAGUUUAUUAACGUGUCCUACAAGCACAAGCAAACUAACAGACAAACUAACGAUGAGGUGAUGUUUAUUUUUUAACAAUUUCAGUAAAAUCAGGAAACGGAUUUUAGUAAUUCAGCUGAAUUGACAGUAAGUUGUAAACCCUAUCAUGGACAAGCUGGAUCGAGAGGCUAUCCGCUAGAUUGAUCUGUCUCCUACAAAUCUGACCUGAAAACAGACGAGUGCAGGAAAUCAAGCUAAACUGUACGUAGUCGUUCACCUGCCUCCCUCUUUUCAUUCAUGUCUUCACACUAAGUUUGGAGGUGUGUUAACCAGGUAACAUGGUCAAAGCCUGGCCUCAGGUUGCUUCUAGGCAAGUUCCCUUAGUACGUGUCUCCGUGUUUCCCUUUAAUAUUUUGUGACUGUAAUCCUUAAGAGACCUGUAGGAAGCCUCGAGCCCUUCAGCUGAGGUUUGAUCUGUUUUUAAUGUAGAGCUGACGGGUUUUAUCUGACCUUUAGUGUCUUGUAGUGGACCUGCCAGUGUUUGGCCAUGUGCGUGGCGUUAAGAGCUGUGUUGUAGCAUUAAGCUAGCUAAGAGCUUUUAGAGCUCAGGUAGCCAGAGAGGACUGUCAUGGUGAACCAUUUGCUCUUCCACCGCCUUUCAUUAAAGCUGCACUAGCCCUGUUUCCCCCCACAUCUUUAGGAGCUACAGGCUAAGUUAGAUUCUUGCUUCUGUCAGAGUCAGAGAUAUCAAUCCUUUUUAGCUAAAACUCAGACAGUUUGACAUUUUGGAAUUAUGCUUGUUUGCUUGAUAUUUGAGUAAGAAGAGUACAAAAAUGAAGCUACUGCCAACAGCUUAGCCAGUUAGCUUAGCUUAGCCUAGACUGCAGGAGGAUGAAGCAGAUUUGCCCUGCACCUCUAAAGCUCAGUAACUAGCAGGGUGUGUGUGUAUAUAUAUAAAUAUCUUGUUUGUUAGAUUCAUACACAAACUGAACAGUUUUUUGUGUGAAUUAAACAGACAUAUUGAUUAGAGGUGCAGAUUUUUUACCUUUUCAACAGAGCCAGGCUAGCUGUUUCCCUCGUUUUCAUGCUUUAUGCUAAGAUAAGCUAACUCGGCCGUUGGCUGUAGUGUCAUAUUUAACUGACAGACAUGAGUGGUAUCAAUGUUCUCAGCUGACUGUGGCAAGUAAGUGAGCAUAUCUCCCAAAAUGUUGAUUUUUUUUUUCUUUUAACUGACAAGAACUGAUUCUCCCCUCACCCUUUCUGCCCCCUUCUCUCAAGGCAGAUUAGUCUAAUCACUGGAUUCUCAUCCCUCUCUUCAGCAAAAGAUUAUACAAUCAGUCAAGCAAUUCACAUGUGAUCGCUCCAUAAUAGGACCCUGACUUAAUGUUAUUACAUGAACUGAACCUGCCCCGUUAUAUUUUGUUCAACAGCUGCAUCACAUCUGUCUCAGCUCUUUUGCAUCGAUUCCAUCCACAUUAUCUCUCACCUCAAGCGCCAGUCUCGUACUGUACAGUCUCUCUCUUUCUGUGUUCAGAAAAAGUUUGUUUCUGAGUACAAAUUGGGCAUGUAUGUUGAAUUAAAUAUUUAAAUAAACUUUGUAUACAUUUUAUAGUGAAUCAGUUGACAGUGGCUGUUUUUUCUUCUCUUGAUCAACUUAACAGUCUGUGGUUUGUUUAAGAAUGAUAAGUUGCUGCUGUAGGGUUUACACUAGUUUUCUCCUCAUGAGGACGGCCGUUAAUGAGUUAAACGUGGUACAAACACUAGGAGAAUUUUUUCGAUUGUGUCGAGUGGGUUGGAGACAAUGUCUGUCUGCCUUUUAAAGAUAUCUCUGGUAAUUUAUUUUUGAAUAAAAUGUUUACCUUAAGAAUAAAUCAUCAA
This is a messenger RNA of Chelmon rostratus (copperband butterflyfish), 4279 nucleotides long. It is a transcript of the gene atl2, whose product is annotated as atlastin GTPase 2. Gene Ontology annotation, molecular function: GTPase activity; GTP binding. Gene Ontology annotation, biological process: protein homooligomerization; endoplasmic reticulum organization. NCBI's taxonomy places the organism in Eukaryota, Metazoa, Chordata, Actinopteri, Chaetodontiformes, Chaetodontidae. The transcript is spliced from 14 exons. The record is from RefSeq and is a predicted model, not a curated record. The coding region runs from base 17 to 1855 and encodes 612 amino acids.